UUCAACAUUAUCCUCCAUUCUACAGUUACCCGUGUAUAUCAUCGUCCAAAUGUCGCUAAUAACGGACGCGGACUAUCUGAUCUACCAGAUGCGCUUAUCCAUGUUAAAGGCUAAAGAUACCCUGGCGGAGCGUAUCAUCACGCUACCAAAUACACUUGAUAGUGAAUACAUCAUUUCUGCAACGUCACAUACAGGACUGGAUGGCGCUCCCGAUUCGCAGUCGUUGGGGUUUCCGGCACCGGGUCGGCUGCGAUCACCAUAUCGCAGUCAGGUCAGUUUUGUUGCGCACAGCCGUCAAAACAUUGCGGAUGACAAGGAAAAAAGAAGUAUCUCCUCACGGCGCGGGCAGCCUACCGGUGGUACCUCUGGUCAACCUGCUGAAUCUGGUGCAAGCACUGGUGUGGUCUCAGACCAGAAUAAUGCACAUUCAAAGGAAGUACUAUCCACGAGUAAACCGAAUGUGGCAGUCCAGAUCACGAGUGACACUGACACUCAGGCAACGGUACCGGCAUCGGUCCUUCCAGAUAGACGAGAACCGACAGAAAGCCGAUUAGACGAUGCGAAUCAUGAGCGCCGUAUGGCGACUAUAGAGGCACUGAAGCUACGCCUGCAGCAAGCACAGCAAAAUUUACAACUAGAUCUGAAAGCUGCUCCACCAGAUGAUUUGCAAGGAGAUGGGCAGAUGGAGGAUGUGGGUGGAGGUGAGGACGCAACACCAUCGGAAGAAGGCAGUGCGCCCCAAUCAGGAGCUAUCGCCGAAGCAGAUGGUGAGGGCCCAGCUGAUGCCAGCAAUACCGGGAGUGAACAAAACAGUCUGCAGGCGUCAAUGCGUGAGGCGCUUCGUCGUGCCGAGUCAGGCGAGUUAGCUCUUCAGCACAGUCAGGGGUCACACUCCUCUGGGGCUUCAAUGCAUCUUGAGGAAGAAUCUGAUGAACUCGAACCGAGCACUACACUAUUGUCGGAGUCGGAAGUGCGAUCCGCUAAUGUGGACACGCCAGUGGUCGUAUCAACUGAACCUGCCGAUGAGGCCAACGAAGAGGGCGUCAUACAUGAGAUUAUUGAUGCGGCUGGGGCUUCUGAAGAGAGAGCAGGAUCUCCACUUCCCAGUAAACUGAGCGUUCCCCCAGAUCAGAGUCUUCUAACAAAGCGGACAUUAUCGGAAAGCGUCAAGAGUGCUCGGACGCCAUCUCUGCCCCGAGAAGACCUCUUUAGAAAGCGAGAUUUGCCUCAGAGUAAGCCAUCUACGUUUGUGCAAAGUGGACCGCUCAAUAGAACGUCAUACCGCGAGCUCCCAUCCAAACCCUUGUCAUCAUUGACGGCGAUGUUACAGCUACAGAGUCGAUCUGAUAAUCCGUUCAGCAAGGACUAUGCUUUCUUUUCCGGAAAAGGCGAUCCUAAUUCGAUACGGUUGAAAAUAUACAUGCCAAUAAGUGAUGAGCCUGACGUCCCACUCGAUAUAUGCGUUUUGCGUGAUGCUAGCGUGGAAGAGGUGAUGGGAUAUACACUUUGCGAGUACUGGGGCGAAGGCCGACAACCAAUGAUUCCCGAGCAUCUGCGAAAUGUGAUAAUGUGGAAUAUGCGGAUCGUGGAAGACGAUGGAAGCAUUGAUGAUGACUUUCCAGCGCUGGAGCGGACCCGCAAAAUAUCAAAGUUUGCCUUUGAUCAGUUUGCGCUUUGCGAAGCAUCGCCAGAUCAAGUCAAACUUAACGAAGGCAACCGCAAACAGCCUGUCUCUAAUAUUGGAUCAAGUUCUUCUGCUGGAACGCCGACAUCUGCCCUUCCCACCACAACCGUCUUCCUUAAAGUACACCUUUACUCCACCAUUGAGGUCAAGCAAACAACGACCAUGCCUGUCGCGUCAAACAUCCCACUAGCCGAUGUCUUCGAACAAAUUUGCCGCAAGCGAAAAUAUGAUCCCAGCAAAUAUGUAUUUAAGAUGGCUGACACAAAAACGGAUGUGCCACUGGAUAAGACUCUGGAACAGUUGCGAGUGUCUGAGCUUUGCAUACUGAAGCGGGCUGGGGGAGGUGCGGGAGAUGUGUUUCUGCGACCACCAGAUGAGAAGACGGAGAUUGCAGAUCAGCCGCGCUUCAUUGAACCAGAGGAGUACUCUUCGAUGUAUAAGCAAUACACGGUAUCACAUAAGGCGUUUAUGGGGCGACAUGAUCGCUUGCUGACGAUUGACGGAGACUACAUUCACAUAAUGGCUGCCGAAAAUAAGAAUUUCUUCGAUACAAUGAAGACAUCAUCACAUCACAUUAGCACAGUCAUAUCUUGCAAGGCGACGAAGAAGACGUCGAGCUUCCGACUUCUGGUGCAUGGAUCGAAAGGCCAUGACACCCGUACGUACGAUUUAGAAGCUGCCUCACAGGUCGAAGCAGCGGAGAUAUGCACAAAGAUAUCCUUUUUAAUUCAAAUGAACAAGCGAGAGAGCGGGCUGCGACUACGGUGAAUUAAUUUUAAUAAUAAACUAAUUGAGCGAUUUCCGCUUUCAUUCAUUGGGGAA
This is a messenger RNA of Spizellomyces punctatus DAOM BR117, 2506 nucleotides long. RefSeq lists its product as uncharacterized. Gene Ontology annotation, cellular component: plasma membrane; cytoplasm; TORC2 complex. Gene Ontology annotation, biological process: TORC2 signaling. Gene Ontology annotation, molecular function: phosphatidylinositol-4,5-bisphosphate binding. The coding region runs from base 50 to 2452 and encodes 800 amino acids. NCBI's taxonomy places the organism in Eukaryota, Fungi, Chytridiomycota, Chytridiomycetes, Spizellomycetales, Spizellomycetaceae. The record is from RefSeq and is a predicted model, not a curated record. The transcript is spliced from 10 exons.